GUUUUACCCCUACCCCCAUUAAGAAAUGACACGCUAAAUCUUGUUUUAUCUGACAAAUUAAUCUAAAAACAUCCGCGAAACUGCAUAUGUCGUCAUUUUCUCCAUCUUACGUCAUUUGACGUCAAAUUUCCUUCACACGUAAACAUUUAACGGAUUGAUAAAAUGGAUCCACAUGGAAGUAUUGAGAGACAUAAGGGGAGAUUUGUUAAGAAAGUGUUGAAGAAAAAGUCAGAUUUUUUAAAAGCAAGUAAUAAACUGAAACAUUCAUGUGAUUACGGACAUGUUCCGGAAAGAAGAUUAAUUGUAGAUAUGAAAUAUUUUGGCGAGAUAUUUGAUAAAGGGUGUAAAUCAUGUAAACGACAUUUCUUAUUCAAGGAUAUCAUCGCAGAAAACAUUUAUGGACUUUGUUCUUUAGUGAAAUUUAAGUGUUCAAAAUGUCAACAGGAAACUACAAUUUCUACAUCGAGGGCUUCCGGAGAAACUGAUAAGACUUUGACAAAAUCUCCGUACUCAGUUAAUCUGAAAGCUGCAAUCGGGAUGAUCCACGCUGGUAUAGGAGAAACACACAUGAAUGGCUUUCUUGUGACAUUAGGGAUACCACCAAUACACCAUAAAACAUUGAAAAAACAUGAACGGAAAGUUGGAAAAGUUAUGGAGGAAAAUGCACGAGAUUCAUGUGCCCGUGCGUGCGAAGAGGAAAAGGCGGCAUGUAUGUUACCAGCGACUGUCACAGAACGAGGUGAUGGCGAUAACAUAAGAGACACGUUUCUGCAUGAACCAAAUACUGAUCGGGUUGCAGCAGACGACAAAGAGAUCUACGCAGCAGAUGACACCGACACUGAUCAAAUAACUUUUGAUGAGGCAAUGGCUAUGUUAGAAGAAUAUGGUAAUAAAUCAUUAUUAUCUCUGUUAUAUGAGACGAAUGUCUACGAAUUGCCUACACUAGCCCCUAGACUGACAGUUAACAUGUUUCCUACAUUUUCUCCUUUUUAUUUUUCUAAUUCCAUUUCAUAGAGACAAGAGCCAGUCUAUGUUAGAUAUUCACAAUGAUGUUGAAAUUUCAGACUAUGAUAUUAGACAUGUGAUAUAGACUGGCUCUGUCCAAUUCACUCAAUCAUAAAAAGUGUAAAAAGGUACAUCAUAGUCUAGGAGCUAGUGUACGAUUUGCCUACACCGUCUCAUUUCAUGCAGAAUGUAUUCUAGUACUGAAAAGUGUGAUUAAAGCACUCAUUCUACACGACUUUGCGCAAACAUUGGGAAAACUAGGAUUUAUUUAUUAUGGACUUCUUUCGACUACAUCGAGGAAGCACAUUUUUGACCGAAUUACUGACCUUAUUCCUAAUAUACCAGAUGCUAUGCAAAUGCUUAAGCUUAAAAAAUG
Molecule: messenger RNA, 1381 nt
Organism: Mercenaria mercenaria
Lineage: Eukaryota; Metazoa; Mollusca; Bivalvia; Venerida; Veneridae
Exons: 2
Coding region: 163-1014 (283 amino acids)
Source: RefSeq, a predicted model, not a curated record